AUUGAGCAUCAAAACACUGUUCAAGUUUGGCUUAACUAGUUGGUUAACCAAACUCGAACGAGUUCUUACCAAGUGACCUCGAUUUGAACAUCGAGUAGGUUAGUUCAUUUUUCAGCCCUAUGAGUUGGUUCCCUAACAGAGUACCAUUUCUGUCACUUUGAAACUUUAGUCCAAACAUAAGGGUUUAUACAUAGCCUUGGCAACUAUAGGAGGGUUACAUGGAAAAGUAUUAAAUCACAGAGGAUAAAAUAUAAUUUGCUCUAUUAAUUAAAUUGUAGAAUAUAACUGGUAUCCAGUAUAUUUUUGCCAAAUUUCGGAAGAUGCAUACGAAUAAGCUUCCUUUUACGACUAGAAAUGUGCCAUUCAUUUAAAUUUUGGAUCACCUCUCUAGGGGUGUUAUUUGCCAAAUCAAGCCCAAAUAUUGAGGUACUAGAACUCAAGAUCAAAGAAAAUUAAUUUAUGGUUGAGGCCGAGCUCAAGUUCAAUGAACAUCACGUGUUCAUGCUUGAGUUUGACUCAAGAAAAUUAUGAGGACAAGCUGAAGCUCGAGAUUGAGCUUGCUCGACAAAAUAUACAUAAAAACUCUAUAAGCUAAAUAAGGAAUAUUAUAUGGAGAUCCAACUCAAUUCGUAUAGCAACUCAAGUUACUCGAACUCGAUUUGAAUUCGAUUUUGACUGAACUCAAGCAUGGAUAUAGAUCUAUAAGAUCUCGAUCGAAGGUACAUUCAAGAUCAUUUGGCGAUUUUGGAUUGUGAAAGUGAUGAGCAUACCAUAAGGAGACUAAGCAACUCAAUGAGUUUUUCUGUUUACACCAUUACAAAUUUACAAUGGUAACAUACAGCAUGCUAACUAGGCAUCUUGGAGAAGGGAAUGAGGAUGAAAGGAUGGAUCACCUGCCCAAUGGGUUUAAAAGGGCUUAUCCAUGGCGUGAAUCUUUUCCUCAAGACAAUGAUGCUGCCAACCUUUGAUCCAAGAGAUACUGAAGCUGGUUCGAGGAUUUUGGAGGAUAUAACCAGCAAUGCUGGUCAUAUACAAGAACAGGUCCUGGAGGAGAUUUUAACUAAAAAUGCAAGCACUGAUUACUUGAAGGGUUUUCUUAAUGGUCACUCUGAUAAGGGACUAUUCAAGAAUAAAGUUCCUGUGGUAGAUUAUGAAGAUAUCAAGAUUUACAUAGAUCGAAUUGCACUGGAUGGAGAGCCAUCUCGGAUUUUAACUAAUGAAUCCAUUACUGAGCUACUCAAAAGCUCAGGCACUUCAGGUGGGAAGCAAAAGUGGAUUCCAAAAACUGCUGAAGAGGGAGAGCGCAGGGCCUUUUUUUCUUGUCUCUGUGAUACUGUUUUAAACAGCUUUGAACUAAGGUCCUUCCAGGGAUUGAACGAUGGGAAAGCGCUGUUAUUUGUCCUUAUCAACCCGGAUAUCCACACUCCUGGUGGCUUAGUUUUAAGAACAGGCUCAGAAAGCGAGAUAAAGAACAGAAAAGACAGAUAUCCUCAGUUUAUAUUGUGUGAAGAUUCCAAUCAGAGCUUGUAUAGUCAAUUACUUUGUGGCCUUGUGCAGCGAGAUGCGAUAGUAAACGUUGGUACUUUUUUCGCCUCGGGUUUGUUAAGGAUAAUCAAAUUUUUCGAGGAACAUUGGCAAGAAAUGUCUUCCAACAUAAGAACUGGACAAAUGAGUGCUUGGAUCACUGACCCUAACUGCAAAAGGGCUGUCUCCUUGAUUUUGAGCAAACAAAUGCCGGAUUUGGCUGAUUCAAUUGAUCUUAUAUGCCAAGAAAAGUCUUGGGAAGGGAUAAUUAAGAAGAUCUGGCCAAGGACCAAGUAUGUCAUGGCCAUUAUUACAGGGUCCAUGGCACAAUAUAUCCCUGCGCUUGAGUUCUAUACGGGUGGAUUACCUGUGGUUUCACCAGUUUAUGGUUCUUCAGAGGCAUUUUUUGGGAUUAACAUGAAACCUUUGUGCAGUCCUUAUGAUGUCUCGUAUACUUUUAUACCAAACAUGGCCUACUAUGAGUUCUUACCAAUUGACAAUCAUCAAGAUCCAACCUGCACCAACAGGAAAGAUGCUCAUUUGAAAGAUCACAUUGUGGAUCUUGCUAAUGUUAAGAUUGGCCAGCAUUAUGAACUUCUUGUCACGACCUUUACAGGUUUGUACAGGUACAGAAUGGGGGAUAUUGUCCUGGUGACAGGUUUUCACAAUUCCACUCCCCAAUUCAAAUUUGGACAAAGGACAAAUGUGGUUUUGAGUAUUCACACAGAUAAAAUAACUGAACAAGACCUCCAGAAAGCAGUUGCAAUGGCAAUUCAGAUCCUUGAACCACUUGGCUUCUUUCUUUUGGAUUACAGUAGCUAUGCUGAUACAUCUUCUAUUCCUGGUCACUAUGUACUCUUUUGGGAGCUUCAACUCAGAUCAAACGAUGAUAUACCUGAACUUGAUCAGGUUAAAAUGGAAAAAUGCUGUAGUUUAGUGGAACAAUCUCUGGACCAGAAAUAUAAGUUGCUGAGGAAUCAGAGCAUCAGUACCAUUGGUCCUUUGGAAAUUAGAGUUGUGAAACAAGGAACAUUCAACGUGCUCAUGGACUUUUAUGUUUCUCAAGGAACUUCUUUAAACCAGUACAAGACACCUAAGAACAUAAAGUCUGAGAAAGCCAUUGAAAUUCUGGACUCCAGAGUAGUGGGAAAAUUUUACAGCAGAGAAGUGCCUAAUCAAGACUCGUAGCCUGUGGUCUUCAAGAAUCUUUUUGCAUAUUUCAUCCUAGGCGUUCACAUACCUUUUCUUGCAAUGUCGAAAUUUAAAAGUACUUCACCAUUGUAUGGAUGCAUUUGUGUUCUACUAUUUUUCAGUCUGUUUGUGAAGCUUGGUGGAUGAGGACGGUAUCUGAAACUCUUGUACUCAUCAAAUUGAGGGCAAUGCUAUUCUAGUCGCAAAAGAUGUUAUUCUCCUCUAGGGGUGAGCAAACAGUGCAUAUUCG
Messenger RNA from Coffea arabica (coffee), 2965 nucleotides. RefSeq names its product indole-3-acetic acid-amido synthetase GH3.17-like. The record is from RefSeq and is a predicted model, not a curated record. Lineage: Eukaryota; Viridiplantae; Streptophyta; Magnoliopsida; Gentianales; Rubiaceae. Gene Ontology annotation, molecular function: acid-amino acid ligase activity. Gene Ontology annotation, cellular component: cytoplasm.